AUGGCGCAACAGUGGCUUGGCGGCGCCGACGUCUCACUGCAAUGUGCGUUUGAACUUCGACAUCGAAGAAAGACAUCGAGAUUAACUGGGAUGGAACUGGCCACAUACUGCGCACAAGAGGAUAGUCUGCAUCUGCGUUGGCUAGAAGCUCGUCGGCGCGGGCGUCGUCCGCUGCGCAUGGCGGCGAUGGCGCAGGACAGGCUGGGCGGCUGCGACGUACGUCCGGGCGGGCAAAGGCAGGAAGAUCGAGUUGAUUCCCGACGGCUGGGGAUUUGGAUGCCGGCGAUGUUUUUCACGAAGGGCCUGGACCAGGUCGCGCUCAAGUUGGUGCGGAAGGUGAGCAGGCAGCGACGGCCUCAUGACACCGCCGGAGAAGUUCAGGAGCGGCCACGUGCUACGCGCGUCGGUGCCGCUGCGCGCCGCAUACGGGAGCACCUCCACAGCCUCCGACGUGGACAAGUCCUCGAACGCCGAGGAGGUCGAGCUCUGCAGCUGCGGCAGUUACUCCGUCGUAGGCAUCGCCCCGCCGCCGCAUGGUCGCCUUUCAUGGCUGCCACCAGCGUCGGCGGGAAUGAAUCUCCGAUGACACCCGAGGACUCCAUAGUGUAUCGUCUAGGCUGGGAAAGGUCGAGAGGGUAA
Messenger RNA from Triticum turgidum subsp. durum (durum wheat), 639 nucleotides. The record is from the annotation of a GenBank genome assembly. Lineage: Eukaryota; Viridiplantae; Streptophyta; Magnoliopsida; Poales; Poaceae.